AUGGUGUUUCAAGCUAUGAUGAAACCUGAAAAUCAUCUGUUGAUCAGUCAAAAACAAAUUUAUCCUACGGGUUCAAAUAACCUGUUGAGGCUUGCUUGCAACUCAUGGAUCGAACCUAUCGAGAUAUGCAAAUUUUCUGAAGUAAAUACAAGUAUGGAGACUACUUCCGAAGCUAAACCUUCUGAUUCAAUUACAUUGGUUCCAGAAGCGGAUAGAAAUGUAUCGACAGAAUCUUUAACAAAUGAGGACAACGAUUGGGAUAUAGUUGGUGACGACUUGUUAUUAGAUAUUACCGAGAAGGAUGUUUCACGGUUGGUUGAUAUAUUUCCUGGGGCAUGUAAAUUUGAAUAUGAAAAUGGAGAAAACUCUGUGUUCUAUGGACGUUGUAAACGUUGUUCCGAUCGUCUGAAACUAAAUAAUGCUUUCCUGGAUCAUUAUGAUGCUUGUUUUUAUUGUAUUAAUUGUCAUCAGUUACAAGAAGCAAUUAUUCCUCGUAAUCUUAUAAUGAAUUGGGAUUUUUCACUGAAACCAGUUUGUCAAAUUACACAUCAAUUUCUUAGUGCAUUACAUAAUAGACCAGUGAUAAAUUUAGCUAAAUUAAAUCCUAUUCUUUAUGCUACUAUACCGAAUUUAUAUUUAAUUAGACAACUUCGACGUACUUUAGUUUUGUUAUGGGAUCAAAUAAUUAGAUGUGAUGGUAAAACAGCUGAAAAACUAUGUGAAUGCAUGGAUGGUCGAAUGUAUAUGCUACAAAAUAUCAAUGAUAUUGAUAUAUAUUCAAUUGAGGAUUUAAUACUUGUACAAUCUUCAAAAUUAGAGGAACUACUUAAAAAUACCAUUCAAGAUGUUGCUUUAGCACACGUACGUACAUGUAAAGCGUGUAGACGAAGAGCGUUAAUCUGCGAUUUUUGUGGUGACUUAAAUAAACCCAUAUGGACACAUGAAUUUACUACUUAUAAACGAUGUAUCAAUCCAGGUUGUUCAAAUGUGAUGCAUAUUGAUUGUUUGUUAAUGAUGGUUACAGAUUUAAUAUCUAACGUAGAUUGUUGUUUUCAACGUCAAUCUACUACAAUCCCUUUAAAAGAUUAUUCUCAAUUAAAAUUUUCUGAUAUACAAUGUAGAACAUGUAAAGAAUAUUGUACAUUAUUUUCUAGAAAUAAUCAAACUAUUGGACAUUAUGCUGAUCCAUUUUGUUUACCUAAAAUAGAUUCGUAA
This is a messenger RNA of Schistosoma intercalatum, 1215 nucleotides long. The record is from the annotation of a GenBank genome assembly. NCBI's taxonomy places the organism in Eukaryota, Metazoa, Platyhelminthes, Trematoda, Strigeidida, Schistosomatidae.